ACCGGGCAUAUGCUUGUCACUUCCAGGCAGUUCCCUUCAGUCUAUUAAAAUGUACCUCUUUGGGCUGGAAAUUUACCGAGGGGUACACAGCUUGCUUAGCGUGAGCAAGGCCCUGGUAUCCAUCUUUCUAGCCCUGAAAAAACCCAGAGAAGUCACUGUAUUUUAUAAACUUCAAAAUUCCCUCUCCUGGGAAGUGAGUAAAAGAGAAAAGAGGCCACUGCCAGCGCAAACCCAGCAGUGCAGUGCCCACAUCCUCCCAUGGAGACGAGUGGGGUUUUCCUCCCGGGCUGCCUCAGCUCACAGCUACAAUGUGGCCCCUGCAACAGGGAUGCGUACCCGACAUGUGAGGUGGUUGAUGUCCAGCUGUGCUAUGAUGUGGCCAAACUGAUCUACCUGUGUGAGGAGAGAAAGAAGGCUGAGAAGAGUCUGGCCUACUACACAAACCUGCAGGAGAGGACGGGCCAGCUGGCCCUUGUCAACUCCAAGCCCUGUGGCCAGUUCUGCUGCUGUGAAGUGUGGGGUUGUGAGCGGGAGGAUGCCAUCACCUACUACAUGCGCCUGUACAACCAGCUGCUGGAGAGGAUCAUGGAGGAGGAGUACCAGGUCCAGGACCAACCCCUGGGAAUGGCCUUCGUCACCUUCCGAGAAAAGUCUAUGGCCACGUACAUCCUGAAGGACUUCAGAGCCUGUAAGUGUCAGAGCCUUCAGUGCAAAGGCGAACCCCAGCCGUCACCCUACAGCAAAGAGCUCCAUGUCUCCACGUGGAAUGUCACCUUGGCUGCCUACCCUCAGGACAUCUGCUGGAAGAAUCUCUCCGUCCGGGGCCUCCGCUGGUGGGUGCAGUGGCUCAGCAUCAACUUCACCCUCUUCGUGGUGCUCUUCUUCCUAACCACACCCUCUAUCAUCCUGUCUACCAUGGACAAGUUCAACGUCACCAAGCCCAUCCACGCACUCAACGUGAGUGAUGCCGGCAGGAAGAGGGCAUGGUGAUUAGGGAGGAAUGGAGGCUGAGAUCUGUAGGAACCUGAACCAGAAAGCCCAAGCCCUCAGCUCAAGUCUGCAUUUCUAAAUCAAAAGAAGGCAUGGCCAUGUUUUUACCUUGCCUUAGAGUAAUGCAACAUAUACCUUCUCAUUUGAUGGAAUCAAACUAAAAUGAGCGAUCAUUUGAAAUGAAUGAGGUAUUUUAGCCUGCUAGAAUGUUAAGUAAAUGUUCAACAUUGCAUACACUGUAGCAGGCAUCAGGGUCUUAUAGUUAGGUCAUGAUAUAAAAUGCUCUCUGAGCAAUGGGUCUAGCAAUGUGCCAAUGACACCUGUGUGCUAGAGACUAAGGAGAAGGGAUGGGAAAGAAUGAGAAGGUUUAACUUGAAUGUGGUGGCAUGAAUGAUUUCUUUUACACUUCAGUUUCUGAAAAUCUUACAAACUCAUUCAUUGUUCAUAAAUAAUGGAUGGUCUUCAAAGCACCUUAGAAGGCUGGGUGUGGUGGCAUGCUCUUAUAAUCCUUGCUACUCUGGAGGCUGAAGUAGGAGCAACACUCGAGCCCAGGAGUUCAUUUGCAGUUCUCCUACCUAAUCCUCAUAGAGUACUGGCCUCCCAUCUUGCACCACUGCAUCAGCCUUUUGAGGUUUCUUAGUAGCCCUUUGUCUGUUUAUAUAGGAUACAUCCUUAUUUUACAAAUGUGAUUCCAGUUUGUCUUUCUGUAAAGCAAAGCAAGAAUUUAGGCUGGGGUGGAGCUUAGUGGUACAGUAUGUGGUUCUUGUUUUCUGUGCUAUGUUUUGUUUUGUGGUGUUUGACAUCAA
Messenger RNA from Octodon degus (degu), 1796 nucleotides. Its product is annotated as CSC1-like protein 1. Gene Ontology annotation, cellular component: plasma membrane. Gene Ontology annotation, molecular function: calcium-activated cation channel activity. The transcript has 5 exons. Lineage: Eukaryota; Metazoa; Chordata; Mammalia; Rodentia; Octodontidae. The record is from RefSeq and is a predicted model, not a curated record. Bases 259 to 990 code for a protein of 243 amino acids.